GCAUUUGUCCGUCGCAGCGAUCACAAUUAAUAUACAGAAAUCAUACACUCCCAGUAAACUCCAGUACACCCUAUACUAGUACUAAAAAUGUCAUUAAAUUUUCGCUUGAGGCAGCUACUGCUUUUUACUCUGUGCCUUUGUCUUGUUCCACUGGAAAGCAAUGCGGAUUUAUCAUUUCCGUUUGGAAAUAUUUCGCUUUUCAAUGUGAACUUAAAGUCUCCCAAGUGGCUUGGUCGCUCCAUAUCUCUGCAGAGCAAUUUGCGUAUUGAUUCUGAGGUUGAACCCAAUGUUCAUGAGGACUCACACAUGAGUACAUAUAAUCUAAUUCAUAAAUACGGUUAUCCAGCGGAGAAUCAUACGGUGACAACAGACGAUGGUUAUAUACUCACCCUUCACAGGAUUGCGCGAACUGGAGCAACUCCCGUUCUGCUAGUCCACGGUCUAUUGGAUAGCUCAGCCACGUGGGUAAUGAUGGGUCCCAACAAGGGUCUAGGAUACUUGCUCUAUGAGCAGGGCUACGAUGUGUGGAUGGCCAAUGUGCGUGGAAAUACGUAUUCCAGGAAGCACAUCAAGUAUACGCAUAACAAUGCCAAGUUCUGGGAUUUCACGUUUCACGAAAUGGGCAUAUACGAUAUACCGAAAACAAUCGAUUAUAUACUCAACAAAACGGAUUUCCAACAGCUGCAUUAUGUUGGGCACUCACAGGGCACCGUUGUCUUCUGGAUAAUGGGCAGUGAGCGACCCGAGUAUAUGGAUAAGAUCAUAUUCAUGCAGGCUCUGGCCCCGGUUGCCUAUUUAAAGUACUGCAAGAGUCCUGUCGUCAAUUUCCUGGCUAAUUUUCAACGGUCGGUUAGUAUUGUGCUCAAGCUGAUAGGCGCUAAUGAAUUUUUGCCCAAAAAUAAGUUCAUAGUGAUGUUCAAUCAGCUGAUUUGCGACGAGUCGACCACAACAAAAGAGGUCUGCUCGAAUGUGAUUUUCCAGACUGCAGGCUUUGAUAAAUCGCAGCUGAAUGAGACUAUGCUGCCCGUUGUGGUGGGGCAUGUCCCAGCUGGUGCUGCCACCAAGCAGAUGCAACACUAUGGCCAGGUGCGCAAAUCGGGCGACUUUCGUCAGUUCGACUAUGGCAGUCUGAGGAAUUAUUGGCGUUACAACAGUUUCAGCCCUCCCGAGUAUAAGCUGGAGAAUGUUGAGGCCAAGGUCGCCAUGUAUUAUAGCCAAAACGAUUGGCUAGCACAGCCGACAGAUGUGGAAGCGUUGCGCCACAGACUGCCCAAUGUCGUCUCGCAUUACCUGGUUGACUAUCCGGAGUUUAAUCAUGUGGACUUCAUUUGGGGUAUGGAUGCUCGGGAGCUGGUCUGGGAUCGCAUGAUUGAGAAUAUGCGCUUGCAUGAUACUGAUAAUACUAUUGAUACUUCAAACUGAUUAAUAUACGUUUUUUUUUAAGUUGUAAUCGCUUUGUCAAGUAUUUAUGCUAAAUGUUUAUUAAUUACUAUACAUAGAAU
Messenger RNA from Drosophila grimshawi, 1502 nucleotides. Its product is annotated as lipase 3. The record is from RefSeq and is a predicted model, not a curated record. The transcript is spliced from 4 exons. Lineage: Eukaryota; Metazoa; Arthropoda; Insecta; Diptera; Drosophilidae. The coding region runs from base 88 to 1422 and encodes 444 amino acids. Gene Ontology annotation, molecular function: hydrolase activity, acting on ester bonds.